AUGAGAACUUGGUUUUGGAUCCGCUGGCUUCUGAUUUUCAGAUGUGCGAGCACAGCGCAGAGAAAUUUUCAUAUAAUCCUUGAUAAUGUCACCACUAGGAUUUUUGACUCGGGAACAAUCGAAAAGUUGGGUUGCCAGGUUCAACAAAUAAAUAAUCGUAGUUAUGUGAAUUGUCAAAUGCUGUUAAACCGCGAAAUCGUUAAAAUGGAUGUUCGAACCGUCUUGGAUUUUAAGAAACCAAACGGCCAAGCAAUGAAGUUGUACGAUGCUCGAGUGGAUGCCUGUCUCCUAAUGGGAAGUUAUCAUAAAAAUCGAUUUUUGAACAUAUAUUCGAAUAACUUUAAAAAGUCCAACAUGCGAUGCCCCCUCAAAGCGAACUUCAAUUAUACUCAGGAAGGAAUGUAUUUGGAUGAGCAGGAAUUUCCCACAUUUGUGCCCUCUGGCACAUUCCGAUGCCUUUGUAACUUUUAUCUUAACGAAACUUUUAUCAUAUCUCGUGUUGUAACCCAUGGAAAAGUCACACCCAGUCUUUGA
Drosophila takahashii is the source of this 534-nucleotide messenger RNA. RefSeq lists its product as uncharacterized. Lineage: Eukaryota; Metazoa; Arthropoda; Insecta; Diptera; Drosophilidae. The record is from RefSeq and is a predicted model, not a curated record.